Molecule: messenger RNA, 2106 nt
Organism: Magallana angulata
Lineage: Eukaryota; Metazoa; Mollusca; Bivalvia; Ostreida; Ostreidae
Exons: 4
Coding region: 447-1262 (271 amino acids)
Cellular component (GO): plasma membrane
Source: RefSeq, a predicted model, not a curated record
AACAAUGUAAAAUAGGCAACUAAAAUAGAAGUAGCUUUGUUCAUAGUACUGGCGCUUCCUCUGGCUUUUAGAUCUAAAUUAAGUGCAGUUGGGAGUUUAAUUAAAAUUAUAUAAAUUUAGAUAAAUGCACGCUCGCGUAAUGUAGCGUCCGUAUGCAAAUGAAUAUAGGUAAAUACCAAGUGAUACAUUGAGGAAUUAAGGAAGAGGACCUUGAAGUGACUUUGUGGGUACAGGGGCAUCUGUCCUUUUAUCCUUGAAAAUAGCUGCCUGCUUUACUUGUAUCAUUAUUUUUUCUCGGGUCUCUAAUUACAACCAACCUGUACGGUCGAGCGACAGAUUGCGGAAAGUGAGAAUUGGCGGUAUUAUGACACAGAUUUUGCCGACGGGUGGAGUGACGUUCUGGACCUAGAACCCCCUUGGGAGCCCCAGAGAAAUUCAGAUAAGCUAUGGAAGGAUACGUUGCGAAGCGGGUGGACGAUAAAAUCCCCCUCCCAGCUCCAGUAUCCCACCACCCCAGGUUCUUCAAGACCAAGUUCCGCGAAACCACCCGAUUCUACCAGCUGGCCCUGUUCAUGAUUCCACUGGGGACGCUUUUUAUCGCUAUUGGAGUUUUCAUUCCGCGUUGGAUGGAUGUCCAAAUUUUUAAAUUUGUUACCCUUUCAAAGGAUUAUAGCAUCGGACUAUGGGAGAAAUGUGACACCCUUAAGGAAAAAUGCUCCGUGCGCCUAGAUUCAUCGCUAAAAGACUUUGAGUUCACGGUGCGGGCCUUUGCUGUGUCGGGACUGAUAGUGUCCGUCAUAGCUUCCGUCCUGAUCGUCCUCUGUGUGUUUGUACCCAGGUUCUCAGAGCGCACCUUGUUCCACGUGUUGACCUCAGGUACCUGUUACCUGGCAGCCACCCUGUCCCUUGCCAGCAUCACCAUUUUCGCCAAUGAGAACAAAAUAACGAGGGCGUACACGCUGUCAUAUUCGUUCUACCUUAUUCUGUUCGGAGCGUUUUUCUGCAUUCUGUUGUCUGCUGUUUUGAUUAACGUAUAUGUGUACAGAAAAUGGAAAAAUGAACAUCGCAUGAUGAAAAUUUCCCGGCGAGAUUUAAGAGUGGCACAGCCGGUUCACCGCGGACGUACCAGUGAUUACGGUGAUGAUGACCAGGAUGAUGUACCCAGCGAGAAGAGGCAGUACAGCGACGACGACCGCUCCAGAUACAGCGAAGACAUGUCCAAACACAGCGAAGACUUCUCCACGAAGCAGAGCGAGAUCUGAGCGAGACCUACAGUGUGACAUCGAAGGCGCUGCAUUGCGUCAUUGCAGGGGUCUCCAUGCUGUGAGAGAAUAUGUCGUCUCGAUAUUGACCAGUAUCACGGUUAUAUGGUAUAUAUCUGGACCAAAAAUACCUCAGUAUUACACGGGAAGUAUUGGAAAGAGAAUCUGUAUAUCUGUGUAAUAAAGGACACCGGUUCUUGUGUAUUGUAUCAAUCUGGUUACACUGUAUCAUCGGCAUAUCGUGGACACAAGUUUGUCCAUUCAUCACUCUCCGUGUAUUCAAACAAUGUCUCUCAUUUAUUGCACGUGUUUAAUAUUUAAGACAUGUAUAUAUAAUCAUUGCUAGGGAUCCAUUACCCAUUUUUUCCAUGCAGUGUAUUCUUGUAUAGUGCUCAUAUUCAAUACAAGGGGAAAUUUUGUCACCCCUUAAUUGGCUUUUUGAAAUGGCAGACCUAAAGGAUCUAUUGUACAGUGUGUGUUAAAAAGUAAGGUAUUUCGUCAAUCAAAUUGCUACAUCUUGUGCAGAAUUCAAUGUUUCUAAGCUAUGUGUGCUGAACAUGAAUGUCUAAUUAUCUGUAAAUAUAGCUCUGAAUGUGUAAUUUUUCAAUUAUAUACAUGUAAAUGCAUUAUGAUUAGUUUCACAUGUACAUGUAUUUUCCUAGUGACAAGAAACUUGAUAUUGCCUUCUUUUAAUGUUUUAUUGUUAUUUUUAGAAAUGCGUUGCACUUGUAGAAUUGUACACGAUCUAAGGAGAGUAUAACUUCACUUUAAAAUAUUAUAUUAACAUUAUAUACUUCAGUAUUUGUUUUAUUGAUGAGAAAUAAUAAAAACAAGCAAAUCCCUU